Messenger RNA from Lactuca saligna, 575 nucleotides. Lineage: Eukaryota; Viridiplantae; Streptophyta; Magnoliopsida; Asterales; Asteraceae. The record is from the annotation of a GenBank genome assembly.
AUGAAACAAGGAACUGUGAUAUGGAAGGCCACCCAAGUAUUAACUCUUCAAGAUUUAGGCCCCAACCACCCCAUUUACAUCGGACUACCAACACCACCGCAAACAAAGGUUCGAAUUCCCCUUCCCCACCGGUCGAAAAUCGCUUCUCCUUACAAGCCCAACAUCCGAUUGAUGGGUUCGAUUAUCCUCUUCUGGUUAUAUAAAGGUUGUAUUUCAUAUUGGAGUAGACAACAACCUAACCACGGCCACACGACAACAUUUUCUAAUAUUUAUCACCCACCUCAACCGGUAACCACUGGUGCAGUUGACCCAUUGGCUGGUGGUGGACCAUGUAGUGUCGACAUGGUGGGACCUGCAACAGCAGCUAGUGUCUAUCAGCAGCAACAACCCCAAGCAACUCAAAUCAACUGGCCUAACAACUACUAAAUUUCGUGAUGACUACUUAUAUACUCAGAUGGUGCUGGGAAGACACUUUCAGUAGGCUGCAAGGGUGCAAUUUGCAUUUGGUCUGUUUCAUAUAGGUUCUAGAGUUAGAUGGACUCUUGUGGAUUUUCUUCGAGGCCAUGGUGAUGAAC